AUGACCGCCAUAGCCUCCCCGAAAGACCGGGUAUGGUCACGACGUGAAAUCGAGGGACUGAUUGCAGAAGGCAGAAAGAUCAUAAUCUUCGAUGGACGGGUGAUCAAAGCUGAUUCAUGGCUACCGUUUCAUCCUGGAGGUGAAAAGGCUGUUCUUCAUAUGAUUGGAAGAGAUGCAACCGACGAGAUUCGAGCCCUGCAUUCCACCGAAGCCCAGAUCUUCAUGCAAAAGUUCGUGAUUGGAAGAAUCGAGGGUAGAUGGGCCAACUUCCUCCCUCCUAUUCAAGGCGGUCAUUUUAGACCAUACCUUCGGGGCCAGGAAGAGCAUGGAAAGGGGGAUUCUCAGACCGAGGUCGCGUCGAGCUCGUCCAGCAGCAGUUCUCCCCCAGAGUCACCGAUCUUUGAUCCAGCCGAUACGCCAGCCAGGCAUCGUUCAGGAGUGUCUUCCGUGUCCUCUCUCUCUGACGCAGAGUCUUUGACUACCAGCCCAGACCCCAUCGAGGCCAAACUGAAUGCCGAGGAAGCCUUGGACCGUCUGAAAUACCCAUCUCUUGACUGGGCUUCGCAAGAUCGGAUAAUUGCCAAAUACCGCGAACUAGAGACCCGUGUUCGUGCCGCCGGUCUGUACGACUGUUCAUACGGCGCGUACGGUAUCGAGUGCUGUCGAUAUACCUUCCUUUUCGUCUCUUUCCUGGUCGCCCUUCACUAUUCACACUAUGCUCUUUCCGCUGCAUUCUUGGGUAUGCUCUGGCACCAGCUUGUCUUUACCGUCCACGAUGCGGGCCAUAUUGGUAUCACGCACAACUUCCAUGUCGACACAUGCAUCGGCAUUUUCAUUGCCGACUUUGUGGGUGGUCUGUCGCUCGGCUGGUGGAAACGAAACCACAAUGUGCACCAUAUCGUCACCAACUCUCCCGAGCACGAUCCUGAUGUCGAAUAUCUUCCAUUCUUCGCCAUCACGACCCGGUUCUUCAGCUCCCUCCGCUCGACCUACUACGAACGUGUUUUCCAUUUCGACGCGCUGUCCAAAUGGACCAUCCCCGUACAACAUUGGUUGUAUUACCCCAUUCUGACUUUUGGCCGCUUCAAUCUGUACCGGUUGUGUUGGGAAUAUCUUUUGUCCGGUAAAGCCCCGAAGAAGGGUCCUGCCUGGUGGCAUCGCUAUCUCGAGAUGGUAGGACAAGUAUUCUUUUGGACCUGGUUUGGCUAUGGCGUACUCUACAAAUCCAUCCCUACAGCCUGGGACCGGUUCGUCUUCGUCAUGAUCUCCCACAUGAUCACUGCCCCUGUACACGUCCAGAUCACACUAUCCCACUUCGCCAUGUCCACCAAUGACCUGGGAGUCGACGAGUCUUUCGCCCAGAAGAUGCUCCGGACCACCAUGGACGUCGACUGUCCUACCUGGCUCGACUUUUUCCACGGCGGCCUGCAGUUCCAAGCCGUGCAUCAUCUAUUCCCACGCAUCCCGAGGCACAAUCUCCGCAAGGCACAGAAAUACGUCAAAGAGUUCUGUGCAGAGACCGGAAUCCCGUAUGUGAUUUACGGCUUCACCGACGGGAACAAAGAGGUCAUCGGCCGGCUUGAGGAAGUAGCUAAACAGGUCAAGGUGUUUGAGGAGUGUAGAAAGGCUUGUGCUCGAGAGUUGGUUGAAGGCCAUGCACAUGCACACUGA
Capronia epimyces CBS 606.96 is the source of this 1671-nucleotide messenger RNA. RefSeq lists its product as uncharacterized. The coding region runs from base 1 to 1671 and encodes 556 amino acids. Gene Ontology annotation, biological process: lipid metabolic process. The transcript has a single exon. NCBI's taxonomy places the organism in Eukaryota, Fungi, Ascomycota, Eurotiomycetes, Chaetothyriales, Herpotrichiellaceae. Gene Ontology annotation, cellular component: membrane. Gene Ontology annotation, molecular function: oxidoreductase activity, acting on paired donors, with oxidation of a pair of donors resulting in the reduction of molecular oxygen to two molecules of water. The record is from RefSeq and is a predicted model, not a curated record.